UAAAUAUGGUUGUUCUCUUCCUGACAGGUGGUCAAGAAAGAAGGGACAGGGACAGACUGUCCCAUGAUAGGGGAUAAAGUGACAGUUCACUACACCGGAUGGCUUCUGGACGGCACAAAGUUUGAUUCCAGCCGAGACAGAAAGGACAAAUUCUCCUUUGAUUUUGGAAAAGGUGAGGUUAUCAAAGCUUGGGACAUUGCUGUGGGAACUAUGAAGAUUGGAGAACUUUGUCAGAUUGUCUGCAAACCAGAAUAUGCCUAUGGCUCUGCUGGCAGCCCCCCUAAGAUACCUCCUAAUGCCACGUUGUUUUUCGAGAUAGAACUGUUCGAGUUCAAGGGAAAAGACCUAACCGAUGAUGAAGAUGGUGGAAUAAUUCGAAGGAUCCGAAAGAAAGGGGAAGGCUAUUCCAAACCCAAUGAGGGAGCCUUGGUAGAGAUUGAGAUUGAAGGCCGGCACGGGGAUAGAAUAUUUGACAAACGAGAGCUGCGGCUUGAAGUAGGAGAGGGAGAAAACUAUGACCUUCCUCCUGGCUUGGACAAAGCACUACAGAAAAUGGAGAAGUUGGAAGAGUCUGUGGUGUAUCUCAAGCCCAGCUAUGGCUUUGGAAGUGCUGGGAAACCAAAGUUUCGGAUCCCUCCAGAUGCAGAAUUGCAAUAUGAAAUCAAACUCAAAAGCUUUGAAAAGGCAAAAGAGCCCUGGGAGAUGAACACCCAAGAGAAGUUGGAACAAGGUUCCAUUGCAAAAGAAAAAGGCACUCAGUAUUUCAAAGAAGGGAAAUACAAACGAGCAACAUUGCAGUAUAAGAAAACUGUAUCCUGGCUGGAGCACGAAACCGGCCUGUCAGAUGUGGAGAAAGCAGAGUCCAGGAACCUGAGGCUUGCUGCCCACCUCAACUUGGCUAUGUGCCAUUUAAAGCUGAAAGAAUAUUCCCAGGUCUUGGAAAAUUGCAACAAGGCCCUUGAAUUGGACAGCAGCAAUGAGAAAGGCCUUUUCCGGCGAGGUGAGGCUCGACUGGCUGUCAACGACUUUGAGUUAGCCAGAGCAGAUUUCCAGAAGGUGCUCCAGCUCUACCCAAGUAACAAGGCAGCCAAAGCGCAGUUACUGAUCUGUCAGCAAAAGAUCCGCGAGCAGCACGAGAGAGAGAAAAAAAUGUACGCCAACAUGUUUCAGAGACUUGCGGACAAAGAAGCUAAGCUGGAAGCUGAUACAGGAUGCAAAGAAGAGGCAGAAAUGAAAGACGGAAAACAAAAUGGAGUUGAGGAGAAAACAGAAGUUGACAUAGAAGUUUGAGGCUGAAAGCUGACCUGUUAGUUUUCUAAAACUGAAGAAUUUCCGGUGAACUAGACCUUUAUUUUUCUAUCUGAUUCAAUAAGGGGCAACAGCUGGGGCUACAAUGCUGUUUAGUGUCUAUAUAGGAAAUGGUGGCAGAACAGAACCAAGUAAUGUUUGAUAUAUUAUUUAUUCAAUCAUGCAUCUUUACUCUGUUGUUGAUCUUGAAAGUUCUGUUAGAAUCCCUUCUUUCAGUUUUCUCAUCUCCCUGGCAUCUUUCUCAGGUUCCAGCUUGGUCUAAUCCCAAAUUUCGCAUUUUACUCCCCUUCUUUCCUUUUUCUUUCUAAAGAAAGUUUUAUCUGCACAUGCACACAGCUGUUGCAUGAGAGACCUAAAAACAGAGAGCUCCAUUCUACUGCAGCCUGGACCUCUCUCGCUUCCUCUGUCAGCGUCGAUGCUCUUCUGUCCUGGGCGGGUGGGGCCACCUUUCUUGCAAUGUCUCCUCUUCUACGCUCUGCAGAAGUUGAAGACACAAAAAUCCAAAGCUUGAGCAAUAAACCGCCAAAGCCGUCUUUAAGGUGUGGAGUUGAUAGUAACCUUGGGAUUACUUGGGAUACAGACAUUCCUCUCAAGUGUUUACUCAAAAUCAGCAACAUAGUUGUUCUGCCAUCUCUGCUGCUAGCAGCCAACCAACAGGAACUUUGGAAUAAAGGUGAAAUUAAAGUGCAAAUAGAACGGCGAUGUGCUAGGCAUCCCCUCAACAUCUGCCCAAACUUUAUUGCAAGUCACCAAAUGUUGCUGCAGUAAUAUUAACCAUAUAUGGAAGGAGGCAGCCCACAAGCCCACGAACAUCUGGCGGUCACAGAAAAUCCCAUUACACUCUCCCCAAUCUGAGCACUUGUGGCCUACCUGCCGCAGGUCAGAAAUUCAUGUCCUUCAGGGACUUCCGUACUCAUUCUACAUUUAGCACAGAAACACGUAACAAAGGAAAGGGCACUCCCAUUAGAACAUUUGCCCAGUUCCACAACUCCCCUGGAAGCGUGCACAGAGCCCACAGAACAGUUCAAGGCCCUGUCAAAGAGCCAGUCGUUUAGCCAGGUGGGUGACUGGCAGAUACUCCUAUCCCUCUUAUCGCUAGGGGCAGCAAUGUGGUUCAUCACACUGGCUGGUGGCAAUGAGUUGUUAGGCAGGUCAAUAGGAGGGAGGUGUCGAUAGGCUGAGGGCUGCGUGCAUAAGUGGUGAUGACUUCUGAAAGAAAAGCAACCCAAAUUGAAUCAUAUUUAAUAAUUGGUUUAUUAAAAUAAUUAAUGCAACACUGAUCUGUUUUGCCCAUUAUACAGAUUAAAACUGUAUAAUCUCUGCUUUGUGUAUGUGAUUACUGGGAUGAGAAGAUUGCUUUUGAAUCUGUUUUCUGUAAAUUCAUCUGAAAAAAUGGAGCUGUAUAUCUGGAUUCAAUCUCUGUAAGAUGCCAUUGCACCACACAAUUGCAGCAUUCCCAUAGAUUCAAGGGGACCUAUUUUUAAAUAGUGAAGCGGGAUUACUGUGAUUCUACUUGAUUAUGGCGUUGGUACUAGAAGAAAGGGAGAAUAAACUUGAUUGUGAAUUUCCCCGUAGUUGCUCCUACAGCACUCCAGUUGAAUCAAGCCAAAGGCCACGUAGUCGAGUUUUGUUUCCAAGCUUGGGUGUAUGAACUUACUGAACUUGAUUAUGAAGGAAAAUACAGAAGGUUUGCUUAAUAAUCAGAGAGAAAGGGGACAAUUCCGGCAGGGCAGCAGCGCUCUGGUACCGAUCAUAAGGCGAUACAGGACUAGGUCUUUGUCCAGGGUGCCACCUGCCACUGAUUUGUGCUUGGAGAACAGCUGGGUUUAUGGAGUCUAAUUUGCAAGCGGGCAUCGUUUAUAAUGCAUGGCAUUAGUAAUAUUGGCAUUACAUCACCAAUAAAUACUAAGAUUCCAGCCUCAGCUUCCCAUUUUAUUUCUUUGUGAAGCUGGGGGUUCUCUCUGGUAAUUUAAUAGCAACUUCAUUCCUGGUGUUUCAAGUAAAAGCUCUUCCUGAAGUAACAAACUCCGAAGUUAAGCCUGCUGCACGAUCCAUCCGAGAGCCCUCACCCCGAGGAUCCCACGUAUUGUGGAGCUGCCGAGUGUCACUGCUUCCCCCGUGGGCAGCGCGGUAGUGGGCUUUGCAAGGGAGGCUGGACGUGUCUGCGGCAGCCACUCUCGGGACGGGACCGUCUGGCCCAGCUUGACCCGCCAGACCGGCUCUGGGAACAGGCACGUUACGCUUCUCCGUCAGCCACGACCGCCGGGUGGCCCAAGGCUUUGGCGGGAGCCUCUUUCCAGGGCGCGAAGGGUCUACCCUAAAGCUCAUCAGGAUGUUCUCUCGUUGUUUUUUAUGAUUCCCUCUCCUUCGUUUGCAUUGUCAUUUUGUUUUUAACAGCUUACCAGUGUACAAGAAAUAUAUGUAAACCUGUAUGAAAACGGUAUAAAGGGCAUGAGGGUGUAGCAGAUCGAAGAAAGCGAUGCCUGUGGGACCCUUCUCCCGGUUCUGGAAUUUAAAUAAAAGUGUCGUUGCCUUUCA
Molecule: messenger RNA, 3846 nt
Organism: Python bivittatus (Burmese python)
Lineage: Eukaryota; Metazoa; Chordata; Lepidosauria; Squamata; Pythonidae
Source: RefSeq, a predicted model, not a curated record